Aspergillus fijiensis CBS 313.89 is the source of this 1709-nucleotide messenger RNA. RefSeq names its product lysophosphatidic acid acyltransferase LOA1. NCBI's taxonomy places the organism in Eukaryota, Fungi, Ascomycota, Eurotiomycetes, Eurotiales, Aspergillaceae. Bases 209 to 1243 code for a protein of 344 amino acids. The transcript has 3 exons. The record is from RefSeq and is a predicted model, not a curated record.
UCAACAGUUGAGCUCAACAAGCUUUGCUCCUCGACCCUCUCUCUUCCUUUCUCACUCGAGGUUCAGACCUAGCUUGGAUCCUGCUUAUUACUAAAGGCAAACUGCUGGUAAUGUGCUAGCACAUGGCCAAAUUGGCGAUCACACAACCUCCCCCAUAACCCACCACUCUCCUCCACCACCACCAUCACACGACCAUUCCUACCGAACCAUGGAGAAAUUCACCCAAUUCCGAGAUCGAGGCUCGGGCAUUGCACCCUUCCUCCCCAUCCCCCCUCAGCCCAUCAGCUACCUCCAGAUCCCCGUCCGCAUUGUGCUGUUCUGGAUCCGACUGCCGCUCUUUGUGUUCGCCUGUCUGAGUUACUUCCUGGUGCUACAAUGGCUCCCGAUCGGAUCGCUGGGCAAGAAGGCCUCCCUCUGGUGCAUUCUGGGGAUCCCUAGUAUCUGGUGGAUUGAUCUGCAGGUGGACGGUGUGCGAAAAGGAUCCCUGCACAGACAAGACCAGACCCGCCUCCCCGGCCCGCGAUCCAUCAUCGCCUCGUCCUUCACCUCCCCGAUCGACCCGCUCUACCUGGCCGCGAUCUUCGACCCCAUCUUCACAGCCUGCUACCCCAACACCUCGGAAGUCGAACAGAUCUCGCUCUUCCAAGCGAUCCUGCGCGCCUUCAGCGCCCCGCGGCCCGCCGCACCCCCGGCCCAUAAGCUCACCACCCUCGACGCCCUCCUCCGCAAGUACCCCGGCCGCGCCCUCGUCACCUUCCCAGAGUGCACGACCACCAACGGCCGCGCCAUCCUGCCCCUCAGCCCGGCGCUGCUCACCACCCCGCCCACCACCAAGAUCUACCCCAUCAGUCUCCGCUACACCCCCGUCGACGUGGUCACCCCGCUGCCCGGCAGCUACCUCAGUUUCCUGUGGAACCUGCUGAGCAAACCCACGCACUGCAUCCGCGUCCGCAUCGCCGGCGGCGUGACGCCUACCACCUCAACCUCAGCCUCAACCACCGCCGCAGCAUCGACCGGCUCGUCGACCCGCAGAAACUACGACACCAACUACCUGGACACGCUGGACGCCUCGACCCGCAGCGCCUCGUCCUCCCCGGAGGCGACGGGCGUCUCCGACGCGGCGCUCCUCGACCACGUCGCGGACUCGCUGGCGCGGUUAGCCCGCGUCAAGAGGGUCGGGCUGAGCGUGAAGGAGAAGGUGGAUUUCGUCCGUGUGUGGACGCGGGGCAGGUGGGUCUGGUAGGGUUAGCCUGGCCUUUGUCUUCCUUCCCUUUCUCACGUGCUGGUCCAAAGCCCAUGUUGUGUAUGAAAUGAACCCGGUAUUCUCCUGAUAGUGGAGCCUCGUGGAAUGUAUUCCCCUUCUUCUUCUUCUUCCUUCUUCUUCCUCGGUCAUGCUAGUGCAGUCUCAGAUUCGAGGGAUUGUCAGUAAGUCUGUAUGUGGAAUGAGAUUCGUGGGGUCCUGAAUGGUGUGUAGGGUGGGAGUGGACGGUCUCCAGCUAAUGGGAACGCGUGAGCGUACGCAUGCGGGUGUCUGUGUCCAGUGGUGGCGGUGGACCGAUUGUUCUUACGCCUCAACCUAUGGAUUCGGGGAUUGCGGGGGUUCUUGCUUCUUACCCGGAGCUAUGGUCAUUGCUAUGGCUAGGCCUUGCUACGGCAGAGAGGUAAGCAGGUAGGAAGCUAGGUAAGACGGUAGGGAGGUAGGGAUGUUC